Neurospora tetraspora is the source of this 1150-nucleotide messenger RNA. RefSeq names its product ribosome biogenesis protein SLX9-domain-containing protein. The transcript is spliced from 2 exons. Lineage: Eukaryota; Fungi; Ascomycota; Sordariomycetes; Sordariales; Sordariaceae. Gene Ontology annotation, cellular component: preribosome, small subunit precursor; 90S preribosome; nucleolus. Gene Ontology annotation, biological process: maturation of SSU-rRNA from tricistronic rRNA transcript (SSU-rRNA, 5.8S rRNA, LSU-rRNA). The coding region runs from base 1 to 672 and encodes 223 amino acids. The record is from RefSeq and is a predicted model, not a curated record.
AUGAAAGGCGCCCCAACAGCCCCCACCCCCGGCAAACGCCUCUCGGCCCGCGAAAAAGCCCUUAAGCGCCUCGCCGACCCUCUGUUGCCUCGCAAGCUCCACCGCGAGAACAACGUAGUCUCCGACUCCUUCAUCGACUCGAAAAAAGACAAGCGCACAAUCAAGCACAACGCGUUCGUGUCACGGAUCGCCAAGACGGCUCCCGGCUCUGGUCGCAAAUUAAAGCGGAGGAGACCUUCCAAGAAGUUGGUGACUACCCUGGAAAGUUUGGGGGAUGUACUGGGGGAAAUCAGCGAUGAGAUUAGGGAGGACCAAGAGAGCGGGAAGACGAUGGAUAAGAUGCAGGAGGCGAUGGGGAGGGUGAGGCAUAAGAGUUUGAAGACGCGGCCGGGGGCGUUGAAGAGGAAGGAGAAGGUGGUUAAGACGGAGAUGGAUCGGUUUGGAAGGAGUUUGGCGCAGUUGGCGACGGUGAAGGGACCUGCUACUGCGGCGACGACGCCUGCGAUGGAGGUUGAGCAGCAGAAGACGACACAGACACAGGGACAGGCGACACAGAGAGCAACAACACAACAACAACAACAACCGGCGACGACGAAUAGGUGGGCGGCGCUGAGGGGGUUUAUCUCUGCUACGAUGGAGCAGAACCCUGCAUUCUUGGGGAAGACGGCAUGAUCGGUCCUUGAAUGUUCCUGGUCUUUUUGCUGUCACAUUAUUGUUGUUGUUGGGAUUUGGCGGCGUUUGAGAGGCAUUCAUAUGUAACAAAUUUGUAUCUUGCUUUCUUCAUUUUCUAAACUUGCUGAAGGUAUAUAUCUCUCUGUUUUGGCUUGCUCCACGCGCUAUAAAGCGAGAUGAUGCCACUGCGACCUAAGGAAGAAUGCGAAAACAUAAAGAGCCAUGAGUAACUCGGUACAGAGAUCCAAAGAAAAAAGCACGUUUGUUGUAAGCUAUAUACACACACGCCUGAAAAGCGGCUACAAUGCCAUAAUGCAGAUAUUCCCACCUCCUAUGCUAGAUAUCCCGUAAAGUUCGGGCGUCUCAGCUCCCCCAAGCUCUCAAUCAAGCCACGGGAGAGCUCGUCCACUUGAAAUAUGAUUUACUUGGUUUUUUUCCCUUUAUCCUUCUCUCCCCCACAAGAACUAUUAUGCGCGGC